Chaetura pelagica (chimney swift) is the source of this 3381-nucleotide messenger RNA. RefSeq names its product ubiquitin specific peptidase 28 (gene USP28). Gene Ontology annotation, molecular function: protein binding; cysteine-type endopeptidase activity; cysteine-type deubiquitinase activity. The record is from RefSeq and is a predicted model, not a curated record. Gene Ontology annotation, biological process: protein deubiquitination; DNA damage checkpoint signaling; regulation of protein stability. The coding region runs from base 1 to 3381 and encodes 1126 amino acids. Lineage: Eukaryota; Metazoa; Chordata; Aves; Apodiformes; Apodidae. The transcript has 25 exons. Gene Ontology annotation, cellular component: nucleus; cytosol.
AUGCUUUUAAACCAGCUGAAAGAGAUCACAGGAAUUCAAGAUUCAGCUUACCUCCACGCCACUCUAAAGGCUGCCAAUGGAGACCUCAUGGAAGCAGUCACCUUCCUGACUGAGGAGCACGCUCAGGAGCCAGCUCGGGACGCGGCUGCCACGGAGCCAUCAGCUUGGGAAGGAAGUGCUGUGGGCAAACAGCUCCCACAAGAUGUUACUGCUGCUCUUACCCCUAACAACGGAGAUGACCUUGGCACACUUGAUGCCUUCAGACCACUGGAACCUCCAAAAUCUCAGGCUGCAGAACGAGAUGCUGCUGAAAGACCACAGGAAGUGCUGUCUGCUGAAUACAAAAAUCGCUCCAAAAGGAAACGCUGUGAAGUCUGGGGAGAGAACCCCAAGCAGAACAACUGGAGAAGAGUGGGUGACUGGCCUGUUGGAAUGAAAAAUAUUGGAAAUACGUGUUGGUUUAGUGCUGUCAUACAGUCGCUGUUCCAGUUGCCUGAGUUUCGGAGGCUGGUCCUUGGGUACUCCCUCCCACCAAACGUGCUUGAAAGUUGUCAUAGUCGCACUGGAAAAAGAAAUAUUGCAUUCAUGCAAGAACUUCAGGGUCUGUUUGCUUUAAUGCUGGGGACGCGCCGUAAGUUUGUAGACCCUUCUGCAGCACUGGAACUCCUGAGGGAUGCGUUUAGAUCCACUGGAGAACAGCAGCAAGAUGUGAGUGAAUUUACACACAAACUCCUGGACUGGCUGGAGGAUGCAUUCCAGCUUGCUGUUAAUGUCAAGAGCCCCGGGGACAAAUCUGAAAACCCAAUGGUACAACUUUUCUAUGGGACUUUUUUGACUGAGGGUGUCCAUGAGGGCAAUACCUUUUCCAAGAUCGAAGCCUUUGGUCAGUACCCCCUCCAGGUAAAUGGUUAUCGAAACUUAAAUGAGUGCUUGGAAGGAGCCAUGGUGGAGGGCGAGAUGGACCAGGCAGCAGCAUCUCAGUCCAGGACGUAUGGACAGGAGCGCUGGUUUACAAAACUCCCACCAGUACUGACCUUUGAACUCUCCCGAUUUGAGUUCAAUCAGUCCCUAGGACAGCCAGAGAAAAUUCACACCAAGCUAGAGUUUCCCCAGACUAUUUAUAUGGACAGGUACCUCUACUGCAGUAAAGAGCUAAUUCAGAUGAAGAGAGAAGAAAUGAAGAGAUUGAAGGAGAAAAUGGUGAUUCUGCAGCAGAAACUGGAGAGGUACAUGAAGUUUGGCUCCGGCCCGGCGCGCUUCCCUCUGCCUGACAUGCUCCAGUACGUGCUUGAGUUCAUUGCCACGAAGCCACCUGGGGCUGUGUCUUCUGCUCAGGGCUCUCAGACAACACUCCUGCAGUCCCAGGCUGAGCCCCAUGAUUUCGAUAUGCUUUCACAGCCAAAUGGCAUACUGCAAAGGAAGGAUGCUGGGACUGAAGAUGCAGCUUCCUUUUUGGCAAACCCCUUACCAGAGCUAAAACUGACUUCACUCCAGCCUUCUGGUUCACCAGCAGAGAUGUUGGAACAUCCAGCCCCUCGCGUGGUUUCUGAGGAAGAGCUGAACCUUGUCCGGACGUGCCUGCAGCGCUGGAGGAACGAGAUUGAACAAGACAUGCAAGAUCUGAAGGAGUCUAUUGCCCAAAUCAACUUGGCCAUAGAACAAAUGUACUGUGAUCCUCUCCUCCAGCAGGUUCCGUACCAUCUGCACGCUGUCUUGGUACAUGAGGGGCAAGCAAAUGCUGGUCAUUACUGGGCCUACAUAUACGACCAGCCUCGAAAAUGCUGGCUCAAAUACAACGACAUCUCAGUGACAGAGUCAUCGUGGGAAGAGCUGGAGAGAGAUUCGUUUGGAGGCUUGAGGAAUGCCAGUGCCUACUGCCUGAUGUACAUCAGCGAUAAGGUGUCCCACUUGGUUGCAGAAAAGGAUGAUGGCUCAGAGCUUGGGCAGUUUCAGAAAGAAGUUGAAGCCUUGCCCCCAGAGCUGAGACACUACAUCCAGGAGGAUAACUGGCGCCUCGAGCAGGAGGCAGAGGAAUGGGAGGAGGAGCAGUCUUGCAAGAUUCCUCAGAUGGAGCCUUCACCUGCUUCCGAAUCACAGGACCUCUCUUCUGAAUCAGGACCAGAUCAGUCCUCAGCCUGUGAGCAGAGCGUGCGCUCCCUGUCCUCCGAGCAUGCCAGAAUUGCCAAGGAGCAGACUGCCAAGGCCAUCGCCAACACUGCCGACGCCUACGAGAAGAACGGCGUGGAGGCAGCUCUGUGCGAGCCCAAGGAGGUAGAGCCAGCGAAGGCCCAGCCGAGAGAAACAGCCCUCACAGUUCAGGCAGAGCCACCCCAGGAUGCUAAGGAAACAGAGUCUGCUGCCCAAGCUAGCUCUCAGGUCUCUGAAGUGGAAAUUCCCAGUGUGGGGAAGAUUCCCGUUAGGUCCGAUGCAGAUGGAUAUAAUGAAGAGGUGAUGCUGAGUCCAGCCAUGCAAGGUGUCAUCCUGGCUAUUGCAAAAGCCCGCCAGACCUUUGAUCGUGAUGGGUCUGAAGCAGGGCUUGUGAAGGCGUUCCAUGAAGAGUAUUCCCGGCUCUACCUGCUGGCCAAAGAGACCCCGACCCCGCAGAAUGAUGCCCGGCUGCAGCACGUGCUCAUCUACUUCCUGCAGAACAACGCUCCCCAGCAGGUGGUGGAACGGACCCUUCUGGAGCAGUUUGCAGACAAGAACCUCAGCUAUGAUGAAAGGUCCAUCAGCAUAAUGAAGGUAGCACGAGCAAAGCUGAGAGAGAUUGGUCCUGAUGACGUCGAUAUGGGGGAGUACAAGAGGUGGCACGAAGACUACAGCCUUUUCCGCAAGGUGUCAGUUUACCUGCUGACAGGGUUGGAGCUGUACCAGAAUGGAAAGUACCAGGAGUCGCUCACCUAUCUGGUCUACGCCUACCAAAGCAACACCAAGCUGCUGCUGAAAGGAGCCAACCGAGGAGUUAACGAGUCACUGAUUGCCUUGUACAGGAGGAAGUGUCUCCUGAAGCUGAACGAGGUGGCAGCAUCUCUGUUUGUAAGCUGUGAAGAAGCUCGUGUGGCAGAGGGCAUUAGCAUCUUGAAUGAGCUGAUCAUCCCCUGCAUGCACCUCAUGAACAACUUUAAGAUCACCAAAGAGGACCUGGAUGCCAUUGAGGUCAUGAGGAACCGCUGGUGCUCCUAUUUGGGUCGAGAGGACAUGGACGCAAAGCUGCAGAUGAAGCUGGGCGAAUUGCUGCCCCGGCUCCUGGACAGCUCCUCUGGGGUGAUCGUGCUGAAGGAGCCCCCCAAGAUCCGGCCCAACUCCCCCUACGACCUCUGCAGCCGCUUUGCAGCCGUGAUGGAGUCCAUCCACGGUGCCUCGGCCGUGACGGUGCAGUAG